Molecule: messenger RNA, 378 nt
Organism: Staurois parvus
Lineage: Eukaryota; Metazoa; Chordata; Amphibia; Anura; Ranidae
Source: the annotation of a GenBank genome assembly
AGGAAAAGAACAACAUUGCCAACCAGGACAAGUCACAACAAAGGACAGGGCAAGAGGGCUAAAACAAGGUGUAGUAAGAAGCCUUUGCAUGUCAACUUCAAGGAGCUUGGAUGGGAUGACUGGAUAAUAGCCCCAUUGGAUUAUGAAGCUUACCAUUGUGAGGGUAUGUGUGAUUUUCCUCUAAGAUCCCAUCUGGAGCCUACCAACCAUGCCAUAAUCCAGACCUUAAUGAAUUCAAUGGACCCUGAGUCCACGCCACCCAGCUGCUGUGUCCCAUCCAAACUCAGCCCCAUAAGUAUUCUAUACAUAGACUCUGGCAACAACGUGGUCUACAAACAGUAUGAAGACAUGGUUGUAGAAAACUGUGGUUGCAGGUAG